Molecule: messenger RNA, 957 nt
Organism: Botrytis cinerea B05.10
Lineage: Eukaryota; Fungi; Ascomycota; Leotiomycetes; Helotiales; Sclerotiniaceae
Exons: 3
Coding region: 60-662 (200 amino acids)
Molecular function (GO): protein binding
Source: RefSeq, a predicted model, not a curated record
GACCUUCAAAUUUUCUCUUUCAAUAGUAGCAAAACACACAACACAAACCAAAACCCAAGAUGUCUUCCAUCAUUUUCAGCGGCGACGCUAACAAAGGAAUGAAAAUUAUGGAAGCAGGACAGUGGAAUAACCAAGCCAAUCAACUGGAAGCACGUGGUGAUUUUACCAGCGCAGAAGGGUUGUUCUUGAGAUCUCUCGCGAGGAAGAUCGAAAUUACCGGUGAAGAUUCAAUCCAGACUGCUCUUGCAAGAAAUUCGUUGGGAGAAUUGUAUUUGAAGAUGGAGGGCAAAUUAGAUGAUGCGCAGAAGAUGUUGGAGGAGGCUGAUAGGAUUAGAAGUGUCAUCAACGAUUUCGACGCGGCUUGCACUCGUGAUAAUCUCGGUCAACUAUGGGAGAUGAAGGGCGAUGUCGUGAAGGCGAGAGAGGCGAGAGAAAGAAACCCGGAGAAUAUGAUCUGUUCGAACUUUAACUGUCCACUCGGCAGCAUGAACGUCAAUUCAAAGCGAAAUGAACUCAAGAAUUGUGCGAGAUGCAAGUGUACAUGGUAUUGUAGUAAAGACUGUCAAACAGAGGAUUGGAAGGCAAGGCAUAAGCGGUGGUGUAAGGAACCCGCGGCGGAGAACGCCCAGGAAACUAGUUCCAGUGGAUGGAGAGGGAGGUAAUGGAAUGGAUGGGGGAGUUAAUGAAGUUGCGUGAUUGGAGUUAUGAGAUAUUUUGAUGGGGUGAGAGGGAUCUUGACUGGCAGGAAGAGUUUCUGAAUAGAGACAAGAUUCAGAAGCAUUCUCAGAAUAUACUUAUUAGAAGUAUUCUUGGCAUAGCUGAUCUGAGAAGACUUUCAAGCUGAACAUGAGGCUUUUGAUCAUUUUAUCUACAUACUCGUUGUGUUCCAUGUGCAUGAAGUGCUGAGAUACACUCACCACAUAUAUAAAGAUGGGUAUAAAUUUUGUUUAAGUGGCA